UGCUGAACUGAACUGAACCGCAGAACUAAAUCCCUGACCAAACCCUUAACACAUUUGUGCAGGUAAUUCGAGAACAAUGUCAAAUCUAGAGGGAUUUCAUUUAAACACUCCUCUACUGGAGAGCACUGAUAUGUCAAAACGGGCCGGGACAACCGUCUAUCUAAAAAUGGAAAGUUCACAACCCUCCGGCUCAUUCAAAAUUCGCGGUAUAGGACACUUGUGUCAAUCGGUCGUAGCUUCUGGGUCAAAGGGAGUGGUUUGCUCUUCAGGUGGGAAUGCUGGCAUGGCCACAGCAUACGCAGCGAGAAAACUCAAUAUCCCAGCGACCAUCGUUGUGCCAUCAUCCACACCUCAACUGAUAUUGCAGAAAUUGAGGGAUUGGGGUGCUUCAGUCCACGUUUUUGGCAAGGUGUGGGAUGAUGCUAAUACGGAGGCCUUGCGUCUGGUCCAGACUGAGGGUUUGGGCUAUGUUCCUCCGUUUGAUCAUCCGCUGCUGUGGAAAGGUCACUCCAGUAUUGUGUGGGAACUCAAGGCCUCUCUGCCCUCCCAGCCUGGUGCUAUCGUGUUGUCGGUUGGGGGAGGAGGCCUGUUCUGUGGGGUUAUGCAGGGCCUAGAUGAGGUGGGCUGGGGCGAUGUUCCAGUCAUCUGUAUGGAAACAGUGGGUGCAGACUGCCUCAACGCCGCUGUCAAAGCUGGGCAGCUAGUCACUCUACCAGAUAUUGUAAGUGCAGCCAAAUGUUUAGGAGCGAAAACAGCUUGCAGCCAGGCAUUUGAAUAUAGUAAAAGGCCUAAUGUCAUCUCAGAAGUGGUGACAGAUCUCCAGGCACUGGAAGCAGUAGAACAUUUCUUGGACGAUGAGCGGGUGCUGGUGGAGCUGGCGUGCGGCGCGGCGUUAGCCGCAGUGUACAGCGGACUGAUCCAGAGGCUGCAGGAAGAGGGCCGUCUACCGAAACCGCUGGGCUCUCUGGUGAUGAUUGUGUGUGGAGGAAGUUCUGUCAGCAUGGCUCAACUGCAGCACUUUCAGACAGCUUUACGCAGAUGAACGUCAGAAAACGUCUCCCGCAGUCUGAACAUAAAAAUCCACAGUGACGAUUUUUAAUGGCUUUGACAUACUAAAAGUGCGCAGAUUUAGAGUUUUAAUUAGCUUGGAUCUUCAGUCCAUUAUGACAAAUCUCUAGCAGAAGACCCAUUAUUUUUCUUCCUCUCUUGCCUCAGGCUUUUUAGAGAUAUAAGAAUUGCAGAUUGAAAUAAUGUAUUACUUUAAUUUGGAAGCUGAAGGUUCUUGGACCUCUUGCUAAGCCAAGUCAGAUAACACUUUAGGUAGUGUUGUGGCAAUGAGGAAUAGCAUUUAGGAAUAAGGCCGAGUUACUUGCCUUUCAGGCCAGCAGAUGGCGCCCAUGCUUGCUUUUCAGCUCAAACCAAUGGUUGUAGUCCAUUGGUUUGCUCUGCAGAUAUUCUUAUCAUAUAGAUAUUCUCUGCAGAGAUGUGUGAAAAGUUCAUGGGGUUCAGUGCCUAUGCUUGCACAUCACAGUUUGUUUAUUAUCAUGUA
Molecule: messenger RNA, 1549 nt
Organism: Chanos chanos (milkfish)
Lineage: Eukaryota; Metazoa; Chordata; Actinopteri; Gonorynchiformes; Chanidae
Gene: sdsl
Product: serine dehydratase-like
Exons: 8
Coding region: 77-1042 (321 amino acids)
Biological process (GO): L-threonine catabolic process; L-serine catabolic process
Molecular function (GO): pyridoxal phosphate binding; L-serine ammonia-lyase activity; threonine deaminase activity
Source: RefSeq, a predicted model, not a curated record